AUGGGAAACGCAAUAGAAUCAUUAAAAAAGUAUGUGACGAAUCGUCGUGCCCAAGAGUAUGAUGCCUUUCUUUCACAAUUGGAUCAUCCUGAGCGUCUUCCUUCAGAUAAUGUUAUCACAUUAACACUAAGUCCAACACUAUCAUCAACAGCAACAUCUGAAGCAAAAGCAACAACAACAAAAGCAGUGGCAACAUCUACCGCAUGUAGUGAAUUUUAUUCGGCAUGCCGUAAUAACCAAAUCGAUAAGGUAGAAAAAUUACUUCCAACAAUGACACUUGAUGAAAUCGACAAAUUAGAACCAAAUCAUAGUACAGCAUUACAUGCUGCAUGCUAUCAUGGUCAUAUAAGAAUUGUUCGAAUGUUGCUGGAAGCUGGAGCUGACAGAGCAAUACAAAAUAAAUACGGGUGCUUACCGUUCGACGAAGCAUUGAAUAAUAAUAUCAAAGAACUAUUUUUUCGUGUACCAAACAGUAAUCGAUUAGUAGGAAACACUGGUGUAAUUGAAUGGGAAUUAAUUGAUGACGAUGUAUUAGAUAAAGCGGCUGAAGAAAGAGACAUAAUCAAGUCUGUAUAUAAUAACGCUGCUGGAAGUGACUCUAUGAAUAAAAUGUUUGAAAAAAUCGAAAAGAAUUACAUUAAUAAAGGGCUAGCUAAUAUUCAUGGCAUUGAAAUUAUAAAACGCUUCUUUCAAAAAGCUACAAAAGAACAAGAUCCACAAUGGAUAAUUAAAGCUUACACAGCUGAAACUGAUUUUUAUACUACAUUGAAUACUGAAAUAGCAGGAGGUGCAGGCAUGUAUCAAAGCGAACGAAGAUAUAUUAUAGCAUUACUUUCUCAUCAUCCUAUCUUGAAUAAUUAUACAUUUAUCGGUCCUGCUUAUCGAGUAAUGCGACAAAACCAUGAUGACCUUAAAAAGUAUGAAGUUGACUGUUGCUUAAUGACGAAAUCAUUUUUGUCUUCAUCAAUUGAUCGCAAAGUUGCCGAAUUAUUUGUAGUUCGACAAGAAGAAGAAAGGGAAAAAGGUGGUACAAAAGCUCGCUUUAAGGCUGAUGGAAAAGUGAUUAAAUCAUGGGUGAUGUGUAUAUAUCAGAUUAAACGUAAACGCACUGCUUUACAUAUUGAAAACUCUUCUCAAUAUGCUAAUGAAGGAGAAAUAUUGAUUAUGCCUUACACUGUAUUUCAAGUUAAAAAUAUAUCGCAGUUUAAAGCUGAAUUUCUACCGGAUAAGCCACUAAUGACACAAAUUGAAUUGGAAGAAUGGAAUAAAUAA
Molecule: messenger RNA, 1272 nt
Organism: Rotaria sp. Silwood1
Lineage: Eukaryota; Metazoa; Rotifera; Eurotatoria; Philodinida; Philodinidae
Source: the annotation of a GenBank genome assembly